Trichoderma asperellum CBS 433.97 is the source of this 1779-nucleotide messenger RNA. RefSeq lists its product as uncharacterized. Gene Ontology annotation, biological process: asparaginyl-tRNA aminoacylation. Gene Ontology annotation, cellular component: mitochondrion. Gene Ontology annotation, molecular function: asparagine-tRNA ligase activity; nucleic acid binding; ATP binding. The record is from RefSeq and is a predicted model, not a curated record. NCBI's taxonomy places the organism in Eukaryota, Fungi, Ascomycota, Sordariomycetes, Hypocreales, Hypocreaceae.
AUGUCUCAUCCCUUCCGCCUGCUUGCCAGGCGCUACCGACGCCAUCCUUUUCCUUAUAGGCGAUGCUAUUCGGUGCGUGUCCCUGGCGACGGUGGCGGCGAGGGCCAGAGCUUCCGGGACAUCAGGACAGUGGCAGACUUGAAAGAAUGGCAGCCUGAACGCCGUGUCUCGGAUGUGCAAGUCUGCGGCUGGGUCAGGUCGGUUCGCAAGAGCUCCAGUGUGCGGUUCGUUGACAUCACAGACGGGUCGUCCAUGAGGCCAAUGCAGGCUGUGAUUGACAAGAGCUUGGCCGCAGAUAUACGCCCAGGUGCAGCCGUUCGCCUCACGGGCGUCUGGCACAGUAGCGCCUCUAAAUUGCUGUCCAACGUAGAGUCUCAAGGUGACAGCCUUGCUCGUCGUAGUCCAAUUGCAGGCAUCCAAACCCCGGCUGGCCACCAGCCGAGUUCGAACAACCCCGGCCGCAGUUCAGAACAGGCCUCAGCAGCAAGCUUGCCGCCGUCAUCGUCCUCGAUAUCAGUGCAAGAAGGAGGGGCGUCUAGCACCACGGUAACAAGCCGUGGCCAAACCCAGGCCUCAGCUAUGGCUGAAUUACAAGUCAGCCAGGUGGAAAUCCUCGGCUCGUCUGAUCCCCAUACAUAUCCAAUUCAGAACAAGUAUCAAACACCAGAAAGCUUGCGAGCAAUAUCCCAUCUUCGGCCGCGAACUCCUCUCAACUCGACACUGCUUCGGCUAAGGUCAGAUGCCAUGGCCAUCCUAACCCAAUUUUUCUUCAAUGAGCAGUUUCAGCAGACCCACCCCCCGAUCAUCACCUCAUCAGACUGCGAGGGUGCUGGUGAAGCAUUCACCGUCAAGAGCGGCGCGCCUUCCGAGUUCUUCAGAGACCCCAAGUACCUCACUGUCUCAUCACAGCUUCAUCUAGAGGCUCUAGCUCAAGCGCUGGGAAAUGUAUGGACUCUAUCGCCUACCUUCCGAGCCGAGCAAAGUGACACCUCUCGGCACCUGAGUGAGUUUUAUAUGCUUGAAACUGAAAUGAGCUUCGUUCAAGACAUGGAUGAGGUCAUGGACCUCGCCCAAAAAAUGCUGGCGUCGCUUGCUAGCGGGCUCAGCCAGCGCAGUGCCGCGCAGGAACUCGAAAAGCACCGGCUUGAUUCCAGAGACCCUGCGGAACGUUUAGCAUUUGAGGACCUUGUAGAUAUCAAGGAACUACAACAGCGAUGGAGGGGUCUUAUGGCGCCGACUAGAUGGCCACGGGUGACGUACACAGAAGCCAUCAAAAUCCUCGAACCCGUGGCCCAUAUGUUCGAACAUAAGCCCGUCUGGGGAUCAGGCCUUCAGUCAGAACAUGAAAAAUACUUGGCUGAGAAGAUCGGAUAUGAUGCAGCAAGCGACGCGUUGCUACCCAUCUUUGUCACCCAAUACCCACGAGAUAUCAAAGCUUUCUACAUGCUCCAGUCACAGUCUCCCCCGCCUCAGGGGCAGACGGUCGAUUGCUUCGACCUCCUUGUUCCUAAUCUUGGAGAGCUUGCGGGAGGAUCCAUGAGGGAGUAUCGGCUUGCCCAACUUGAGGACAACAUGCGCUUGCAUGGCCUAGAGGUCCCAACACACCGGAAAGCCAGAUCCAACGACAUGGGGUGGUAUCUAGAUCUGAGACGCUGGGGAUGUCCUCCCCAUGGAGGAUUUGGUCUUGGGUUUGACCGCCUGUUAAGCUAUUUGACUGGUGUACCCAACGUCCGUGAUGUAGUGCCAUUUCCACGCCAUUUCGAGCGCUGCGAUUGCUAA